Messenger RNA from Nicrophorus vespilloides, 3455 nucleotides. Its product is annotated as myosin-IB. Lineage: Eukaryota; Metazoa; Arthropoda; Insecta; Coleoptera; Silphidae. The record is from RefSeq and is a predicted model, not a curated record. Bases 123 to 3197 code for a protein of 1024 amino acids. Gene Ontology annotation, molecular function: actin filament binding; microfilament motor activity; ATP binding. Gene Ontology annotation, cellular component: microvillus; vesicle; myosin complex. The transcript is spliced from 16 exons. Gene Ontology annotation, biological process: actin filament organization; vesicle transport along actin filament.
CUAAACACUUCACGCCAAUUAACAACAGACUGAAAAGAGCGCAGACAAAAGUUAAUCCACGUAUUUGUAUAAAACAUCGUUUCCCGCUUUCCCCGUUUUGAAUAAGGUGUUGAGGUCGCGGCAUGGAGAUCUCUUUGAAGGACCGCGACAAGGUCGGAGUGCAGGAUGCCGUGCUUCUGGAGGACUUCAACUCGUCAGAAGUCUUCGUAAAUAACUUGCAGAAGAGAUUCAAUGAAAACCUAAUUUACACGAACAUUGGACCGGUGCUGGUCUCGGUGAAUCCCUACAAAGAUGUGGGUAUCUACUCAUCGCAGUAUGCCAAAGAAUUCCAUAAGAAACACUUUUUUGAGACGACACCUCAUAUCUUCGCAUUGACGGAUACAGCUUACAGAUCUUUGAUUGAAGAGAACAGAGAACAAUGUAUCCUUAUUUCUGGUGAAUCUGGAGCUGGAAAAACGGAGGCUUCUAAGAAGGUGCUCCAGUACAUCGCCGAGGUGACAGGGUCCAAGGGUCAAGUGGAGAAGGUGAAGAAUAAGCUUUUCCAAUCGAAUCCCGUGCUCGAGGCAUUCGGAAAUGCCAAAACCUCUCGCAACGACAACUCCAGCAGGUUCGGAAAGUACAUGGACGUCGAGUUCGAUUAUGAAGGAAACCCAGUGGGAGGAAACAUUCUGAAUUAUCUUUUGGAGAAAUCGCGAGUAAUCAACCAGUUCAAUGGUGAGAGGAACUUCCACAUCUUUUACCAACUUCUUGCAGGCGCCAGCGAUACCAUGCUCAACGAUCUGCUGCUUAAGCGGAACUUAGAGUCAUACUAUUACCUUAGUCAUAGUCAAAAGGGAACAUGCAACAAAGAAAAAAGCGCGUUCGAGGAGCUCAACAAAGCCCUGACCAUCAUCGAGUUCACAGCCGAGGAGCAAAUUGACAUUUUUAAGAUUAUCGCCAGCAUUUUGCAUUUAGGUAACAUCGGCUUCGUCGAAGAGGAGGGAAUUGCUUCCGUCAACAAUAACGAGUCAAUCGAUGCCGUCUGCAAACUUUUGAAUUGUGAUAAAGAAGAACUAAAGAACGCUUUGACCCACAAAACCAUCGACGCGAAAGGAGAUGUAGUGACCAGUCCCUUGGAUCGUGAGACCGCCAUUUAUGCCAGAGACGCUUUGGCUAAAGCCAUCUACGACAAACUCUUCACUUGGUUAGUCCAGAAGAUCAACAGUUCUCUACAGGCCAAUACCCAAAGAAAGAACUCCGUUAUCGGAAUACUGGAUAUUUACGGUUUCGAAAUAUUCCAAAAAAACAAUUUCGAACAGCUUUGCAUCAAUUUCUGCAAUGAAAAAUUGCAGCAGCUUUUCAUUGAUUUGACACUAAAGCAAGAGCAACAGGAAUAUCUCAAGGAGGGUAUCGAGUGGCACAAUAUCGAUUAUUUUGAUAAUAAGAUCAUUUGCGAUUUGUUCGAGAUGAAGUUCAAAGGCAUUAUCUCCAUCAUGGACGAAGAAUGCCUGGUGCCUGGAAACACAAACGAUUUGACCUUGCUGAAGAAACUAAACAAGAACCUGCAAGGACACAAGCACUUCAAGGGCUUCAACAAAAUGCUCAAAAAGCAGAUGAAAUUUGAAAACAAUGAAUUCCAAGUGAUUCAUUACGCCGGACCAGUGGUCUAUAGCGUGAAAACUUUCAUCGAGAAAAAUAACGACUUGUUAUUUAGAGAUUUGCGCUACGCAAUGUCCAAUUCCCAGCACAGCAUCAUCAAAAACAUUUUCCCGAAAAGCGAGGUGAUGUCCAUGAGGCUACCAGAAACCGCAUUCACCAAGUUCAAGAAAUCCGUCAACGAUUUAAUGAAGAUUUUAAUUGAUAAGGAACCCAACUACAUUCGCUGUAUAAAGCCCAACGACGAUAAACGACCAUCAUUUUUUGAUGUGGACAUCGUGAGUCAUCAAGUAACAUAUUUGGGAUUGAUGGAAAAUUUGCGUGUGCGAAGGGCAGGUUUCGCGUACAGAAGAAGCUACGAGUCGUUCUUGAAGAGGUACAAGUGUUUGUGCAAGCAGACUUGGCCACAUUGGCACGGCAACGCCAAAGACGGAGUUCAACAAUUGAUCUGUUCACUCGGCUUCGAAAAUGAUGAAUACAAGAUGGGCAAAACUAAAAUCUUUAUAAGAUACCCUAAAAGCCUGUUCCAAACCGAGGAUGCAUUCCAAAGGAAGAAGCAUGAUUUAGUGUCCGUCAUCAAAGCUACAUGGAAAGGAUACAAGCAACGGCAAGAGUACAGAAAGCUCAAGUUGGCUUCGAUCGUUGUCCAAAAGUGGUAUAGAAGGUACCAAGCCCAGAAGGCCAUUAAACGUAGGAAGGCUGCCGUGGAAACAGUGCGAAGAUUCAUUAAGGGAUUCAUCACUCGCAACGGGCCCGAAACUGAGAUUAACAAAAAGUUCGUCGCUUUAGCAAAGAAGCAUUGGUUAAUAAGAUUAUCCAAGAAUCUGCCGAACUCUGUCUUAAUCAAGUACUGGCCACCUCAUCCAGUUAGUUGCAAUGAAGCGUCCAAGCUGAUACAACAUUAUCACAUGCUGCACUUGAGUAGAAUUUACAGAAAGAAUUUAACUGCUGAAAGGAAACAGCAAUUUGAGCUCAAAGUUCUCGCAGAGAAAUUGUUCAGCGUAAACGGUCACAAGAAAAGCUACAAAAACAGUAUUCCGCAAUGGUUCAAAAAUGAACGCAUUCCUAGCGAACAGGAAGAAGCAUACAAAUUGUUUAGCAAGUCUUUGAACGGCGAGAGAAUCAUGUAUUCGACUUCGGCAGUGAAAUACGACAGGCACGGAUACAAAGCAAGAGACAGAAUUUUGAUUGCUACCACGAAACACGUUUACAUUAUCGAGACCAAGGGAAACUCUUAUACGCAAAAGCACGGAUUACCACUGAACGUAGUCAACCUACUGGUUACGGCCCAAAAAGAUAAAGUGCUUCUAGUCCAAAUUCCAGAAGAAAUGAUCAAAAAGGAUAAGGGAGAUUUAAUCCUGGAGAUUCCUCAGCUGAUCGAAUGCGUAACUAAAAUCGUAAGCUUUACCAAAAAUGAAAACAUGCUCAGCGUAGUAGAUGAGAAAGUGAUUGAGCACAACAUGAAAGGAAAGCCCGGAAUUAUCGAGGUUACUGUUGGUAAUCCAGAAACCAUACAGAAAGACAAGCCCACGGGUCAUUUACUCAUCAGAGCAACACCGUAAUUCCAAACUGAAGCAAUGAGAUUCACGGUUCCGCAGUGCCUUCACAAACUCAGUGCCAUUAAUUAUAGAUAAUUAAACCUACCUGAUCCUACUUCCCCCACACAAUUGAAAGUUUUUACAAUGUAUAAAUUUACAUUUAUUUAUCAUAUAUUUUGUUACAAACAGUUCAUACAUAUAAUCUAAGCAAUAAUUAAUUCAGUCAAUGUGCAACACAUUUUAUAUAAAAUUGAUGCAGUUUAGCAACAAUUAUUUAAAGAA